AGGAGGCAGCAGCAGCAGGGAGAGGAGGGAGGCGUGUGAGCUGCGCUCCAUCAGACAGCUCCUUCCAGCCUCUCUGCCUGGCGCUGUCCAGGCUGUCUUCACCAGCAUGGCCCUGCUUGUCCACCUCAAGACAGUCUCGGAGCUGCGGGGCAAGGGCGACCGGAUCGCCAAAGUGACUUUCCGAGGGCAGUCCUUCUACUCCCGGGUCCUGGAGAACUGUGAGGAUGUGGCCGACUUUGACGAGACAUUCCGGUGGCCAGUGGCCAGCAACAUUGACAGAAAUGAGAUGCUGGAGAUCCAGAUUUUCAACUACAGCAAAGUCUUCAGCAACAAGUUAAUCGGGAGCUUCCGCAUGGUGCUGCAGAAGGUGGUGGAGGAGAACCACGUGGAGGUGACUGACACGCUGAUCGAUGACAAUAAUGCUAUUAUCAAGACCAGUCUGAAUGUGGAGGUUCGGUAUCAGGCUGCAGAUGGCACGGUGGGCUCCUGGGAUGAUGGAGACUUCCUGGGGGAUGAGUCUCUUCAGGAGGAAGAGAAGGACAGCCAGGAGACAGAUGGGCUGCUCCCCAGCUCCCGCCCCAGCUCCCGGCCACCAGGCGAGAAGAGCUUCCGGAGCAAAGGCAGAGAGAAGACCAAGGGAGGCAAAGAUGGCGAGCACAAAGCCGGGAGGAGCGUGUUCUCUGCUAUGAAGCUCGGCAAGAGCCGGACCCACAAGGAGGAGCCCCAAAGGCAAGAUGAGCCAGCGGUGCUGGAGAUGGAGGAUCUUGACCACCUGGCUAUUCGGCUGGGGGAUGGGCUGGACCCCGACUCGGUGUCCCUCGCCUCUGUCACAGCUCUUACCACCAAUGUCUCCAACAAGCGAUCCAAGCCAGACAUUAAGAUGGAACCAAGUGCCGGGCGGCCCAUGGAUUACCAGGUCAGCAUCACAGUGAUCGAGGCCCGGCAGCUGGUGGGCUUGAACAUGGACCCCGUGGUGUGUGUAGAGGUGGGCGAUGACAAGAAGUACACAUCCAUGAAGGAGUCCACGAACUGCCCCUACUAUAAUGAGUACUUCGUCUUCGACUUCCAUGUCUCUCCUGAUGUCAUGUUUGACAAGAUCAUCAAGAUCUCGGUGAUUCACUCCAAGAACCUGCUGCGCAGUGGCACCCUGGUGGGUUCCUUCAAAAUGGAUGUGGGGACCGUGUACUCCCAGCCCGAGCACCAGUUCCAUCACAAGUGGGCCAUCCUGUCCGACCCUGAUGACAUCUCUGCCGGGCUGAAGGGCUACGUGAAGUGUGAUGUCGCCGUGGUGGGCAAGGGAGACAACAUCAAGACGCCACACAAGGCCAAUGAGACUGAUGAAGAUGACAUUGAGGGGAACUUGCUGCUCCCUGAGGGGGUGCCUGCUGAACGCCAGUGGGCCCGCUUCUACGUGAAAAUUUACCGCGCGGAGGGGCUGCCCAGGAUGAACACAAGCCUCAUGGCCAAUGUGAAGAAGGCUUUCAUCGGCGAAAACAAGGAUCUUGUGGACCCUUACGUGCAAGUCUUCUUUGCUGGCCAGAAGGGCAAGACUUCAGUGCAGAAAAGCAGCUAUGAGCCCCUGUGGAAUGAGCAAGUUGUUUUCACAGACCUGUUCCCUCCGCUCUGCAAACGCAUGAAAGUGCAGAUCCGGGAUUCCGACAAGGUCAACGAUGUGGCCAUCGGCACCCACUUCAUCGACCUGCGCAAGAUUUCCAAUGAAGGAGACAAAGGCUUCCUGCCCACACUGGGCCCUGCCUGGGUGAACAUGUAUGGUUCCACACGCAACUACACGCUGCUAGAUGAGCACCAGGACCUGAAUGAUGGCCUGGGGGAGGGCGUGUCCUUCCGCGCCCGCCUCAUGCUGGGCCUGGCAGUGGAGAUCUUGGACACCUCCAACCCCGAGCUCACCAGCUCCACAGAAGUGCAGGUGGAACAGGCCACGCCUGUCUCAGAGAGCUGCACAGGGAGAAUGGAAGAAUUCUUUCUAUUUGGAGCCUUCCUAGAGGCCUCAAUGAUUGACCGGAAGAAUGGAGACAAACCAAUCACCUUUGAGGUGACCAUAGGCAACUAUGGGAAUGAAGUUGAUGGCCUGUCACGACCCCAGAGGCCUCGGCCCCGGAAGGAGCAUGGGGAUGAGGAGGAAGUAGACCUGAUCCAGCACUCGAGUGAUGAUGAGGGUGAUGAUGGUGGGGAUCUGGCCUCGGUGUCCUCCACCCCACCCAUGCGUCCCCAGAUCACCAACAGAAACUACUUCCAUCUGCCCUACCUGGAAUGCAAGCCCUGCAUCUACAUCAAGAGCUGGUGGCCAGACCAGCGCCGCCGCCUCUACAAUGCCAACAUCAUGGACCACAUCGCAGACAAGCUGGAGGAAGGCCUGAAUGAUGUGCAGGAGAUGAUCAAAACGGAGAAAUCCUACCCUGAGCGCCGCCUGCGCGGGGUGCUGGAGGAGCUCAGCAGUGGCUGCCACCGCUUCCUGUCCCUCGCCGACAAGGACCAGGGCCACUCCUCUCGCACCAAGCUGGACCGGGAGCGCCUCAAAUCAUGCAUGAGAGAGCUGGAGAGCAUGGGGCAGCAGGCCAAGAGCCUGCGCGCUCAGGUAAAGCGGCACACGGUGCGCGACAAGCUGAGGCUGUGCCAGAACUUCCUGCAGAAGCUGCGCUUCCUGGCAGAUGAGCCCCAGCACAGCAUCCCUGACGUCUUCAUCUGGAUGAUGAGCAACAACAAGCGCAUCGCCUACGCCCGCGUGCCCUCCAAAGACCUGCUCUUCUCCAUCGUGGAAGAGGAGCUGGGCAAGGACUGCGCCAAGGUCAAGACGCUCUUCCUCAAGCUGCCAGGGAAGCGGGGCUUCGGUUCAGCAGGUUGGACUGUACAGGCCAAGCUGGAGCUCUACCUGUGGCUGGGCCUCAGCAAGCAGCGGAAGGAUUUUCUGUGUGGCCUGCCCUGUGGCUUCGAAGAGGUCAAGGCGGCCCAGAACCUGGGCUUGCACUCCUUCCCACCCAUCAGCCUGGUCUAUACCAAAAAACAGGCCUUCCAGCUCCGAGCCCACAUGUACCAGGCCCGCAGCCUCUUUGCCGCCGACAGCAGUGGGCUCUCUGACCCAUUUGCCCGAGUCUUCUUCAUCAACCAGAGCCAGUGCACAGAGGUGCUGAACGAGACACUGUGUCCCACCUGGGACCAGAUGCUGGUGUUUGACAACCUGGAACUGUACGGUGAAGCUCAUGAGUUGCGGGACGACCCUCCCAUCAUUGUCAUCGAGAUCUACGACCAGGACAGCAUGGGCAAAGCCGACUUCAUGGGCCGGACCUUUGCGAAGCCCCUGGUAAAGAUGGCAGAUGAGGGGUACUGCCCGCCCCGCUUCCCGCCCCAGCUCGAGUACUACCAGAUCUACCGUGGCACUGCCACAGCCGGAGACCUGCUGGCUGCCUUUGAGCUCCUGCAGAUUGGACCAGCAGGGAAGGCUGACCUGCCCCCCAUCAAUGGCCCAGUGGACAUGGACCGAGGGCCCAUCAUGCCUGUGCCUGUGGGCAUCCGGCCCGUGCUCAGCAAGUACCGCGUGGAGGUGCUGUUCUGGGGCCUGCGGGACCUGAAGCGGGUAAACCUUGCCCAGGUAGACCGGCCACGGGUAGACAUCGAGUGUGCAGGGAAAGGGGUGCAAUCGUCCCUGAUCCACAACUACAAGAAGAACCCCAACUUCAACACCCUGGUCAAGUGGUUUGAAGUGGACCUCCCAGAGAAUGAGCUGCUGCACCCGCCCUUGAACAUCCGCGUGGUGGACUGCCGGGCCUUUGGCCGCUACACCCUGGUGGGCUCCCACGCCGUCAGCUCCCUGCGCCGCUUCAUCUACCGGCCCCCAGACCGCUCGGCCCCCAACUGGAACACCACGGUCAGGCUUCUCCGGGGCUGCCAUGUGCUGUGCAAUGGGGGUCUCUCCUCUCACCCCCCAGGGGAGGUCGUGGUGAGCAUGGAGCCAGAGGUGCCUGUCAAGAAACUAGAGACCAUGGUGAAGCUGGAUGCGACUUCUGAUGCUGUUGUCAAGGUGGAUGUGGCCGAGGAGGAGAAGGAGAAGAAGAAGAAGAAGAAAAAGGGUAUCGCAGAAGAGCCUGAGGAAGAGGAGCCGGAUGAGAGCAUGCUGGACUGGUGGUCCAAGUACUUCGCCUCCAUCGACAGCAUGAAGGAGCAACUUCGCCAGCAAGAGACCUCAGGAGCUGACUUGGAAGAGAAGGAGGAGGCAGACAACACGGAGGGCCUGAAGGGGCCGAUGAAGGGCAAGGAGAAGGCAAGGGCCACAAAGGAGGAGAAAAAGAAAAGAACCCAGAGCCCAGGCCCUGGCCAGGGGUCCGAGGCCUCUGAGAAGAAGAAACCCAAGAUUGAUGAGCUUAAGGUAUACGCCAAGGAGCUGGAGUCUGAGUUUGACAACUUUGAGGACUGGCUGCACACGUUCAACCUGCUGCGGGGCAAGACAGGGGACGACGAGGACGGCUCCACUGAGGAGGAGCGCAUCGUGGGCCGGUUCAAGGGCUCUCUCUGCGUCUACAAAGUGCCACUCCCAGAGGACAUAUCUCGGGAAGCCGGCUACGACCCCACCUUCGGCAUGUUCCAGGGCAUCCCAAGCAACGAUCCCAUCAACGUGCUGGUCCGAGUCUAUGUGGUCCGGGCCACAGAUCUGCACCCUGCAGACAUCAAUGGCAAAGCGGACCCCUACAUUGCCAUCCGGCUGGGCAAGACCGACAUCCGAGACAAGGAGAACUACAUCUCCAAGCAGCUCAACCCCAUCUUCGGGAAGUCCUUCGACAUCGAGGCCUCCUUCCCCAUGGAGUCCAUGCUGACGGUGGCAGUGUAUGACUGGGAUCUGGUGGGCACAGACGACCUCAUCGGGGAAACCAGGAUUGACCUGGAGAACCGCUUCUACAGCAAACACCGCGCCACCUGUGGCAUCGCACAGACCUACUCCAUACAUGGCUACAAUAUCUGGAGGGACCCCAUGAAGCCCAGCCAGAUCCUGACCCGCCUCUGCAAAGAGGGCAAAGUGGACGGGCCCCACUUUGGGCCCUCUGGGAGAGUGAAGGUGGCCAACCGCGUCUUCACUGGGCCCUCGGAGAUCGAGGACGAGAACGGUCAGAGGAAGCCCACAGACGAGCAUGUGGCCCUGUCUGCCCUGAGGCACUGGGAGGACAUCCCCCGAGCAGGCUGCCGCCUGGUGCCGGAACAUGUAGAGACCAGGCCGCUUCUCAAUCCCGACAAGCCAGGCAUCGAGCAGGGCCGCCUGGAGCUGUGGGUGGACAUGUUCCCCAUGGAUAUGCCGGCCCCUGGGACACCUCUGGACAUCUCUCCCCGGAAGCCCAAGAAGUAUGAGCUACGCGUCAUCGUGUGGAACACAGACGAGGUGGUCCUGGAGGACGACGACUUCUUCACUGGGGAGAAGUCCAGCGACAUUUUUGUACGAGGGUGGUUGAAGGGCCAGCAGGAGGACAAACAGGACACGGAUGUGCAUUACCACUCCCUCACCGGGGAGGGCAACUUCAACUGGCGCUACCUGUUCCCCUUCGACUACCUGGCGGCCGAAGAGAGGAUCGUCAUCUCCAAGAAGGAGUCCAUGUUCUCCUGGGAUGAGACAGAGUACAAAAUCCCCGCGCGGCUCACCCUGCAGAUCUGGGAUGCUGACCACUUCUCUGCCGACGACUUCUUGGGGGCCAUCGAGCUGGACCUGAACCGAUUUCCACGGGGUGCAAAGACAGCCAAGCAGUGCACCAUGGAGAUGGCCACUGGGGAGGUGGACGUGCCUCUGGUUUCCAUCUUCAAGCAGAAGCGCGUCAAAGGCUGGUGGCCCUUGCUGGCCCGAAAUGAGAAUGACGAGUUUGAGCUCACGGGCAAGGUGGAAGCUGAGCUGCACUUACUAACGGCAGAGGAGGCGGAGAAGAACCCAGUGGGCCUCGCCCGUAAUGAACCUGACCCCCUAGAGAAACCCAACCGGCCCGACACCGCCUUCGUCUGGUUCCUCAACCCACUCAAAUCCAUCAAGUACCUCAUCUGCACCCGGUACAAGUGGCUCAUCAUCAAGAUCGUGCUGGCCUUGCUGGGGCUGCUCAUGCUGGCCCUGUUCCUCUACAGCCUUCCCGGCUACAUGGUCAAGAAGCUCAUAGGGGCGUGAAGGCUCCCCACCUCCCUCCAGCACCUCUCCAGGGCCUGCUGCACUUGCUCUCCCUGUGGCCUGGACUCUUUCCCAACUGCCCUGAGAGCCCGAGGAGCCCCACAUCCACCUUCAGCCUUGGGUCGGUAGCUCCUCCUGCCUCUUGGGCUGCCAUCCCAGACUGCUGCCUGCCCAGUCCUGCCCUUGUGAUCUUGCCUAUGGGCUGGGGAGCGUGGGAAGGGGUGGGGACCUGGAUCUGAGCCCCUUUCCUCCACACCUUGCUGAGGUUCCACCCUCCUGCAAGCCCUGUUCCAGAGGAAGCUGCCCUGGCCUUCCCCUCCGGCUUCCUAGGCUAGGAACAAAGCUUUAAUGAAAUUAACCAAGGCACAAAGGCUAGUGUCCAGGGCUGUGAAAGAAUAAACAAGCAAAAGUCAUCUCCACCCCAUCUGCAGUGGAGUCUUGAGAGCAGAGUCCACGCCACCAGUCAGCUCUGCAGCACCGAGCCAGCACCGACCACAGCCCUGUGGGCAGCCAGCUGCUCUGCCCGCACUGCUCCCCUUCCUCCUUCCCAGCAGCCACCUGCUGGCAGGUGCAUAGCUCAGUCCUGGGCCUGCCCAUAGGUUUUGGCUGCUUCCCAGGGCAUCCUCUGCCUGGGUGAGUGCCCAGAAGCCCAGACAGACCCCCAAGAAUGAAUCCUGAGCUCCACUGGCUCCACUGUCACAGCAGGACCUUGCACCUAGAGGGCUGUCCCCUGCCUGCAUCUGGGUUCCUAUUGGCUGUUUUUCCUUGCUUGAGUGUGAUUUUUUUUUUUCUCUUAAUAAAAUAAAUCAAGCACUGGGCUGACAAGUCUGCAUUGGUCCUGUGAGAGGAAAGUUGCUGGUGUGGGGUGCAGGGUCAGCAGGUGCUCUUGGUUGGUAAACUUUCCCUUGUGGGUGGCCCAGAGUUCAAGGUGCACCUCCAGCACAGGGUCACCUGCUCAGGCUACCUGUGGGGGAAGCAUCCCCAGAGCCCAGAGGGAACUUCUGGGUUCACGCAGGGGCCCCAAAAGCACUGAAAAAAUCCUUCAGAGCUGGGGACAAUCUGGAGGCUGAAGACUACAGAGGCCAGAGCUCCAGCCUCCAACCACAGCAACCAGCUGCUUGCAGAAACAAGA
Messenger RNA from Chinchilla lanigera (long-tailed chinchilla), 7280 nucleotides. It is a transcript of the gene Otof, whose product is annotated as otoferlin. Gene Ontology annotation, biological process: plasma membrane organization; synaptic vesicle priming. The record is from RefSeq and is a predicted model, not a curated record. Gene Ontology annotation, cellular component: synaptic vesicle membrane; presynaptic active zone membrane. Gene Ontology annotation, molecular function: AP-2 adaptor complex binding; calcium ion binding. The transcript is spliced from 47 exons. Lineage: Eukaryota; Metazoa; Chordata; Mammalia; Rodentia; Chinchillidae. Bases 107 to 6148 code for a protein of 2013 amino acids.